Messenger RNA from Penicillium riverlandense, 246 nucleotides. RefSeq lists its product as uncharacterized. The transcript has a single exon. The record is from RefSeq and is a predicted model, not a curated record. The coding region runs from base 1 to 246 and encodes 81 amino acids. NCBI's taxonomy places the organism in Eukaryota, Fungi, Ascomycota, Eurotiomycetes, Eurotiales, Aspergillaceae.
AUGCCCUCACGCGCCUCGCGCAGACUACUCACCUACAUCGUGCUGCCCACAGCAGCGGCCAGCUACGGCAUCCACCGGGGACUAAGCCACCUGGAAGCAACAUACCCAGAGCUCCCCAUAGACAAAACUACCAGCGUAGCAUUGCGCACUCCCAGCAACCCAGAGGAAGCAGCGAUGCGCGUAUAUCGAUGUCUACUCGGCGCGCAUCCCGCUCGCAGCGCUUCAGGCGCGAACACGCGGCAAUGA